Molecule: messenger RNA, 3413 nt
Organism: Clarias gariepinus (North African catfish)
Lineage: Eukaryota; Metazoa; Chordata; Actinopteri; Siluriformes; Clariidae
Product: NLR family CARD domain-containing protein 3-like
Exons: 9
Coding region: 162-2843 (893 amino acids)
Molecular function (GO): protein binding
Source: RefSeq, a predicted model, not a curated record
AUUUUGCGGAAGUGUUGGAAAAGUUAAAAUACAAGUUCUUAUAUCAAGGAAAGUUAAAUGCAGAAACUGAGAUAUAAAUGUAACAGGAGUGUAAUCCACUGAGAUCAGACACUUCAGGAUCUCAACAGCUAGUUUGUGUAUACACUUAAUAAUAUUCAAAGAUGAAGACUCCUGAUCUGGACACUGAUAACGUGUCCCCACCCUCUAAAAAACGUAAACUCCAGGGAGAGAGAUCAGAAUCAGCAGCACCCAGCUGUAUCUCCAUGAAGAGUGAUGUGUCUGUGUAUCAGCCUAUUAAGUUUAAAGCCGGAGUCUUCUCACCUCUACACAGGCACGACCCAGAAUCUGCUGCUGUAAAUGAGUUCCAGGAAAAAUUUAAAUUAAAUCUGAUGAAGAAGUUUCAAUUCUUGAAUGGAGUGAUAAUAAACCUGGGAACCCAAACACUCCUGAAUGAGAUCUACACAGAGCUCUACAUCACAGAGGGAGACAGUGGAGACAUCAAUAAUGAACAUGAGGUAGGACAGAUCGAAGCAGCCUCGAGGAGAACAACAACAGAGGACACACCAAUCAAAGGCAAUGACAUUUUUAAGCCCUUAUCUGAACAAGACGGACCCAUCAGAUCUGUGCUGACAAAGGGAGUUGCUGGCAUCGGAAAAUCUGUCUCUGUGCAGAAGUUCAUUGUGGACUGGGCUGAAGGGAAAACAAAUCAGGACAUCCACCUCAUAUUUCCACUUCCUUUCAGAGAGCUGAAUUUGAUGAAGGACCAGAAAAUGAGUCUGAUGGAGCUCCUUCAUGUCUUUUUUAAAGAAACAAAAGAAACAGAAAUGUCCAGUUUGGAAAAGGUUCUGUUCAUUUUUGAUGGAUUGGACGAGUGUCGUUUUCCUCUAGAUUUCCAGAACACAGUGAGAGUAUGUGAUGUAACUGAAUCUGCAUCCGUGCCUGUGCUGCUGAUCAACCUGAUUAAAGGGAAUCUGCUUCCCUCUGCUCUCAUCUGGAUCACCUCCCGACCUGCAGCAGCUGAUCAAAUCCCCUCUGAGUGUGUCCAUCGAGUCACAGAGGUACGAGGGUUUAAUGACCCACAGAAGGAGGAGUACUUCAGGAAGAGGAUCAGUGAUCAGAGCCUGGCCAAUAACAUCAUCACACACCUGAAGUCAUUAAGAAGUCACUAUAUCAUGUGUCGCAUCCCAGUCUACUGCUGGAUUUCAGCCGCUGUUCUAGAGAAAAUGUUGGGUCAAGCAGAGAGAGGAGAGAUCCCCAAGACUCUGACUCAAAUGUACACACACUUCCUCAUCAUUCAGAUAAACAUCAUAAGAGAAAAGUACUCGAAGAAGCAGCAGCAUGAUGAAGAAAUGCUUCUUAAACUGGGACAACUGGCUUUUGAGCAGCUGGAGGAAGGCAACCCGAUCUUUUAUGAUGAAGACCUGAGAGAGUGUGGCAUUGAUGUGAGAGAAGCAGCAGUGUACUCAGGUGUGUGUACACAGAUCUUCAGAGAGGAGUUUGGGCUUCACCAGAGUAAAGUGUACUGCUUUUUUCAUCUGAGCAUUCAGGAACACCUCGCAGCUCUGUAUGUGCACCUGAUGUUCAGGAUGAAGAAGAGAAAUGUUCUUAAAAAGAGUCGAGCUUCAAAACAGAAGAAGGAAGAAAUUACAGUUUUAGAUUUCCACAAGUGUGCUGUAGAUAAAGCUUUAAAAAGUCAGACUGGACAUUUGGAUCUUUUCAUUCGCUUUCUUCUGGGUCUCUCACUGGAGUCCAAUCAAAAACUCUUACAGGUUUUAGUAACACAGACAGGAAGUAACUCACAGUGCACAGAGGAAACAGUUCAGUACAUUAAGAGGAGGAUCAGUAAAGCGCGUUCUACAGAGAAAUCCAUCAAUCUGUUCCACUGUCUGAAUGAACUGGGUGAUAAUUCUCUGGUGAAGGAAAUCCAACACUACCUGAAAUCUGGAAAAAAAAGUGAACUUUCCUCAUCACAGUGGUCUGCUCUGGUGUUUGUUUUACUGACAUCAGCACAAGAGCUGGAAGAAUUUGAACUGAGUAAAUAUAUCAGUCCAAAUAAGAUAACAUAUAAUGUUCUUCAGAAGUUGAUGCCUGUGAUUGCAGCAUCCAGGAAAGCAAUUAUCAGGUGUGAUAAAGUUGGAGUGGAAGGUUGUUUAGCUCUGAGUUCAGCGCUCAACUCAGAAACCUCAAAUCUGAGAGAACUGCAUCUGACUGUGAAAACACUGGAUCUGUCCUACAGUACAUUAGAAGACUCAGGAGUAAAGACUCUCUCUGCUGUACUGGAGAAUCCUCACAGUAAAGUGCAAAGUCUGAGGUUGUAUAACUGUGGUGUCUCAGAUGAAGGCUGUGCUGCUCUGACUUCAGCUCUGAGAUCAAACCCCUCACACCUGAGAGAACUGGAUCUGUCCUAUAAUAAAGUAGGAGACUCAGGAGUGAAGUGUCUCUGUGCUGUACUGGAGAAUCCUGACUGUAAACUGGAGACACUGGGGUUGUGUGAGUGUGGUGUCUCAGAUGAAGGCUGUGCUGCUCUGACGUCAGCUCUGAGAUUAAACCCCUCACACCUGAGAAUCCUAAAUCUUUCCUGGAAUAAUGUAGGAGAUUCAGGAGUGAAGUGUCUCUGUGCUGUACUGGAGAAUCCUCACUGUAAACUGGAGACACUGAGGUUGUGGAGUUGUGGUGUCUCAGAUGAAGGCUGUGCUGCUCUGACUUCAGUUCUGAUAUCAAACCCCUCACACCUGAGAGAACUAGAUCUUUCCUUGAAUAAUAAAAUAGGAGACUCAGGAAAGAAAUUACUCUCUACUCUUAGGGAUAGUGAACAUUACAAACUACAGACACUGGGGUUGUGAUGAAGACGCUGGUGUUCAUGCAUUUCCAUGUUGGUAAUAGAGAACAUGCCUAUAAACACAUCACUCGGAUGACAAAAACCAUCCCCUCUGUAAAACUACCAUACUUCUUACCAUCCCAUUUAGAUUAAUAAUGCUGUGCAUUAUUUAAAAUUUUUCAUGAAAAAAAUGUAAUAUGAAAACUCUCUAUAAAUGGUCAUCUUUGAACUGAUAGUGGUAAACAGAAUUCAGUAUUGUAAUUUUAAUAUGGACACUUUAUUCUUAUUCGUUUUAAAUAUGUGUUUUAUACCCUCAUAUUUUGAACUUCACAUAUUUUGAAGCGCGAAACGAAUCAUGCACGUGAUUCUGGGAAAAACAAACGAGGCCUCAGUUGUCAUUGUCAUGUGAAAUUCAGGGUAACAACACAUUUGAAACAAGGCUUUAUUUGGAAAUGCCCCUUAUGCUCGACACAAGCUUCGGAGCUUCAGUGUCCUAUGUAACAUCACUAACAUACAGUAUAAUAACAGUUCAUGCAUAAUUAAGACUUUCUCCUACCACUCAGCUGCUGGCUGAUAAAGGACACAAGGAACAGUU